AUGACGCGGGAAAUGCAAGACGAGCUCGCAGCUGCCACAUCAUUCCACUCCUCGCCCAAUCGCGGCGCCUCGGUGCCCCAGCUAUCUGCAAUUCCUGAGCAACGCAUGUCUAUCUCAGAAUGGCGCGCCAAGAUGGGCAUCGACCCUGCCAACCAGAUCAAGCUUGUCAAGCUCUCUCACAUGCGCUACCAGCAUCCCGACCUGGCCAAGAUCACAACAUUUCUGCGGCAUUUUGGCAUGAGCGUGGCGGCAAAGACGGAGACAAAGUUGUGGUAUAAGGGUUAUGGGACGGAUCAAUACGUGUACUACGCACAGUACGGUGAGAAGAAGUUUCUGGGUGGCUGUUUUGAGGUUGAGAGUUUUGCGGAUCUGGAGAAAGCCGCAACUCUACCAAACGCGACUGAAAUACAAAAAAUAGACGACGCGCCGGGAGGAGGAUACAUGAGGUCCUUUACAGAUCCAGAGGGCUUCCAGGUGAAUCUCAUAUACGGCCAGACGCCCAAGGAAGCAGGCCAGCAACCCGAAGUCCUCGUGACAAACUACGAGCAAGACAAGCCACGCAAAGCCCGUUUCCAGAGAUUCACGCUCGGCCCGGCCGAAGUACACAAGCUCGGCCACUUCGGUCUCUGCGUCACCGACUUCGCCGCCCAAGCCGACUUCUACCUGCGCACCUUCAACCUCGUACCCACCGAUUUCCUCUACGCCGACCUCAGGGCGCUCGAAGACCGCGAAGACGUCGCCCUUCCGAAACCCGAAGACCGCAAAGACGUCGCCCUCUUCGCGCACAUCGACCGCGGCAGCACCUACGUCGACCAUCACACCUUCUUCAUGACCGACAGUGCGACCUCCCACGUCCACCACUGCUCCUUUGAGGUGCACGAUUUCGACAGUCAGAACCUGGGCCACGAGUGGCUUGCGCAAGAGGGGUACGAGAGCGUGUGGGGCGUCGGCAGACAUGUUCUAGGCAGUCAGAUUUUCGACUACUGGUGGGACACGACUGGGAACAUGAUUGAGCAUUACACGGAUGGCGAUUUGGUUAAUGAGGACACUCCGAUUGGGUGGGCUCUGGCGCGGGGCGAUACGGAUCUAGCAGUGUGGGGACCGGAUCCUCCGAAGUGGUUUCUGGCAUAG
Molecule: messenger RNA, 1131 nt
Organism: Pseudovirgaria hyperparasitica
Lineage: Eukaryota; Fungi; Ascomycota; Dothideomycetes; Acrospermales; Acrospermaceae
Exons: 4
Coding region: 1-1131 (376 amino acids)
Biological process (GO): L-methylmalonyl-CoA metabolic process
Cellular component (GO): mitochondrion
Molecular function (GO): methylmalonyl-CoA epimerase activity
Source: RefSeq, a predicted model, not a curated record